GGACUUUACAUUGCUUACGCUGUCAUUUUCGGUCACAUUAGCUAGAGAACGCAUCAUUCAUUAACUCACUGGAAGGAAAAGCGAUUUGUUCAGAACUAACCCGCCGGAUAAACAGCAUUUAGUGUUGCUUGAUCCUCUGAGAGAUUAUGCCAAGCCAUGACUUACCAGCUAUGUCCGUGGCCCCUGAUGGCGGAUGGGGUUGGGUAGUGACAUUUUCUUCCUUCAUGAUCAGUGUCCUGGUGGAUGGGAUAUGUCUCAGCGUCGGAGUUUUCCUUAACGACUUAAUCAUUGAGUUUGGAGGCACCAAUUCAGAGACAUCUUGGGUUAUGUCCGUCCUGAAUGGAAGUUACUUGGUCGUCGGACCAGUUGUCAGCGGUUGUGCAAACAAAUUUGGAUGCCGUGCUACGACGAUUGCUGGAGCUGUCUUUUGUGCCAUAGCCAUAUUUUGCAGUGGAUACUCCAAUAGUCUGGGAGUCCUAAUUCUCAGCUUUGGUGUAUUUGGUGGAAUUGGUCUUGGAUUCAUGUACUUGCCUGCAAUUGUCAUGGUUGGUUACUAUUUUGAUAAGAGAAGAGCAUUAGCAACAGGUAUUGCAGUCUGCGGAUCUGGAAUUGGUAACUUUGUAUUUGCUCCCAUUGCUGAGCUCUUGUUGAAGGAAUAUGGCUGGCGAGGUUCAAUGAUGAUCACAUCAGCUCUCAUGUUAAACGGAAUAAUAUUCGGAAGCUUCUACCGUCCAUUAAAACCUCCUAAAGACAAAGAUCUCCCUUCAAUACCUUGCCAAGCUACUGACAAUGAAAUUAAAGAUCCUAUUAUAAGACAAGAUGAUAAACACAAACAGUCGAACCUUCGAAUGAAAUUUAAAAGGAUACAUGACAUAGAACAAGAAAAUUACCAUGCAAUUUCGAGAAGACAUAGAUCACUAGAUAUUACUGGUACUGGAAGAACUUUUCUUCCUGGUGUUCCUAAUGUAAGUAACAACCAAGAACAAUCUAAGAUUGCCCGAAUGGCUGCUAGCCAUGAUAUCUUGCCAACACAUUUAACUUCAAAAACUCCAGUAAGACCUACAGUGUCGCCAUUUUACCGUAAAGAUGUCCUCUACAGUGGCAGUCUUUUACGUCUCUCUGAAAAGAUGGAAUCAGCAAAUAUGGAUGAAUUCAUAUCAAGCAUGGUUGUGAUUCCUUCAAAUGAAGAUGGUAAUAAAAAAAGUUGGAUGGAAAAGAUUGGAAAAGCUUUUAAGAAAUACAAGGAGUUGAAACCAACUUUUUUUCUGUAUAGUUUUGCGUGUUUUCUUCUUAUGCUAGGUUUCUUUAUUCCUUACACAUACUUACCAUCUGUGGGACUAAGGUUGAAUUUUUCCAGAAGUGAGUCCGCAUUACUCUUAUCCAUCAUUGGAAUAUCAAACACAAUUUUUCGCAUUAUCAUUGGAUGGGUUAGCGAUCAGAAAUGGUCAAACUGUUUCAUCAUUAACUACAUGUCUUUGCUAGUUUCUGGCAUUGCAACAGCAUUUGUACCUAUAUUUACCAAUUAUCCUCUUCUAGUUUCAUAUUGUGUUGUCUAUGGCAUAUGUAUUGCUGCUUUUAUUUCUCUUCGUUCGAUAAUAAUGGUUGAACUUUUGGGUGUUGAAAAUUUAACACUUGCAUUUGGCUUAAUUAUAAUGGCUCAAGGUAUAUCAUCAUUUUUUGGAAGCCCUAUAGCAGGUUGGUUAUCAGAUAUGACAGGAAAUUUUGAUGCAGCCUUUUAUAUGGGUGGAGCUGCAUUAGCCGUUUCUGGAAUUCUUUGUGUUCCCUUGGAAAGGGUUUCAAAAUGGGAGAGAAGACGAGAAGCUUUAAAAUCCAAAACAAUUGUGGAAGUCAAGGAACUGCAACCAAUGAUUAAUAAUUCAUUGAAUACGCAAUAAUUUUCCCCCGGCAGUGACCUACUUUAUAUGACCAUAUAAAGGCACAGUGUUGUAAUUGUUUUGUAAACCAA
This is a messenger RNA of Octopus sinensis (East Asian common octopus), 1966 nucleotides long. Its product is annotated as monocarboxylate transporter 12-like. The transcript is spliced from 7 exons. The record is from RefSeq and is a predicted model, not a curated record. Gene Ontology annotation, biological process: transmembrane transport; monocarboxylic acid transport. The coding region runs from base 147 to 1895 and encodes 582 amino acids. NCBI's taxonomy places the organism in Eukaryota, Metazoa, Mollusca, Cephalopoda, Octopoda, Octopodidae. Gene Ontology annotation, molecular function: monocarboxylic acid transmembrane transporter activity.